Molecule: messenger RNA, 3541 nt
Organism: Cuscuta epithymum
Lineage: Eukaryota; Viridiplantae; Streptophyta; Magnoliopsida; Solanales; Convolvulaceae
Source: the annotation of a GenBank genome assembly
CUGAUUGCGAAGCUAGCCUAACAUUCUACUCCUCAUCCUCAAGGUUUUCUCUUCUCCAAACUGUUCAAUUUGGAUGUAAAGAAAGUAGUCUUAUUCUACUCCUCAACACAACUCCUCAAUCUCAGUCUUAUUUCUCCAAACUGAAUAAUCCAUGUUUAUUCAUGAGUCCAUGGAUGCAGUUUCGACGGUCAUGAUAUUGAGAUGUAUAUUGUGAAGCCAUAAUGGCACACUCUUGGAGGGUAAUCUCUAUUUAACAACUUAUCCUUAAAUAGAGUGCAGUGUAGAGGCAACCACUCAGACCAAAUAAUUUUCUGCCUUUCUUGGUAUUCCCAAAGUGUUUUUUGACAAUUGGGUCAGUUUUGAAAUGAAAGAAAAAAUAAUCUUCUUUCAUCAAGUAAUUUAUUAAGAUGAUCAAAAAAUACCGAGUGAAUAGCAUGAAGAGGUACGAACAUGACCAUCAUUACUUUCGGGGUAGUAAUAAUAUAGCUGCGAUUGUUGAAAGCAUAUUUCCAGAAUAUGUUGAAUCUGCAGGUGAUAUGAGUUGUUUGUGCGACCGUGCAAUUUUGGCACUGACACUGACUGUGGUUGAAACUGUUAAUGACUAUAUGACGGCUCUUAAUGACUAUCCAUGGGUAUUAUUUAGUAUUACCCAUGGAUAGUUGUAUGUUGUAGUAUCAAGGUUACCAAUCGUUCUGUUUUGAAAAUUCUAAUUGUUGAUGAAGAUGAAGGAACCACUGACAAGACUCAUAAUGUUGUAUUCAAAGAAGUGUUCAACAAUGUUUAUGUUUACAUUAAAUGCAUAUUUACAAUGUUAUGGUUUCAACUUAUUUGUUGGAUGUUUUUGAUCUUUUAAGUAACGCUUAGUACUCUCAUUUUGAUCAUAAUAUUAUAAGUGUGUUUCGUUUAAUGCUUUGAUGUCUAUCAGUAUUACAUGAAGAUAUAUGUUUUCAUCAAUUGAUAGUGUAAUUUGAAUUACUAACCAUAAGUAAAUUUGAAAGAAAAUUUCUCCAACCGUGCAUCGCACGGGUGAGUUUACUAGUAUAAAUAAUGGAAGCAUAUAUUAUGAACAUAUACACUAAUGGAAAAUAUGCAUUCUAUAAGUGACAUUUAAUAUGUGUUGAUUUUUGACUGUUAUAGUAUAUCAACACGGGGUCAAAUUCACAAAUAUUAAGAGCUUCGUGUUGUUUGGUGGGCUAAAAGUGUAAAAAGAAAAACUUUAUCAACAACGGUUUCAUGUUAACCCGCUGUAGAAAAGAAAAACGGGGUCACAUUCAUAAUUUUUCAGAAAUUCAAUCUGACGCGGGGUCUUUUUUGAAAUUUCAAAUACUCCAUCCGUCCCAAAAUGAACUUCUCACUUUCCUUUUCGGGCAGUCCCGAAAUUAACUUUACAAUUCAAAACUUUCCUUAUUUGGAAAAUAAUCUACAUAAAAAAAGUGCCAAACAGUGUCAAACAGUGUCCAAACAGUGUCAAAAAGUGUUUAAACAGUGCAAAACAGUGCACUCUACAGUAAAAUCAAAUUUAUUUUCUUAAUCUGUGUGAAGUUAAACUGAGAAAUUCAUUAUGGGAGGGAGGGAGUAAUUAUUUUCCAUGUCGACUGGGUUUUUAACCCUUAUAGAAUGAUCCUCAAAAUUAAAGCCAGCUUCGAAAAUGAGAAGGGUUUCUCAGGGUUUCUACCGACAGGAGGAAAGGUCUGCCGCUACCUCAAUUCGCCGCUCAUGACGCCCGCACAUCGUCAAUCCUAGACGAUGCCCGCUCUCCAGCCCUCCUAGAAGACGCUCACACUUCGAUGCUCCUAGAAGAUGCCCGGACUCCAUCGCGCCUAGAGGACGCCUAGACGACGACCUCCGCACUCCUAGACGACGCCUACACCCUGCCGCUGCUCUCCUGUUUUCCACAGCUCAUCCACUUGCCCGAUCUUCAUAGCCCAAGAACUUCACUCCAGCUUAUUGAAGACUGUGAAUGGACAAGAGCAAACAUGAACACCUCCAAAUUUUAUUGUGGAAUGUGCACUCAUUCAAUUGUAUCUGAUUCCAAAAUUGAGUGAUAAAUAUAGAGAAACGAGAGAAGACUUUAAGUGAAAUUUCCCUUACUCCAGAAUCUGGUGUCCGAUUGAGUAAGGCCGGAAAUAGGCCAGAAGAGGCUGCCCAGUGACCAGCUGCAAUUCCGAUAUCCGAUUGACGCUGAUUCUCCGCUUUAUUGCUUCUGUGGCUCUAUUCUUCUUUCAGACUUUGGAGUUCUUCUGUUGUGGCAAUCUGACCUAAGAAUCCACGUUCUAGCGCAGCCCAGAUGAUUGUGAAUUGAUUCGUCAAUAAAAAUGUCACUUCUUCGUGUUGGACGCGCUCGAGUGCUUCUUUCUUAUAAUAGAACUCUUCUUCAGCCAUCAUCAUUAUCAUCAUCCAGCUUGUUGUCAAGGCAUGAGUUCAGAUCACUAGUUGAUACCAAUAUCAUAUUCUCCAAUUCGGGAAGGCAUAGUAUAGCAACAUCUUGUUCAUUGUUGAACUUCCGGCACCAAUAUGCUACUAAAGCAGCUUCCGUAGAGAAGAAAUCAAAGAAGAUGUUAUUUUACCUGACAGGUUUGGUUUUUGGGAUGGUAGGAUUGAGUUAUGCAGCAGUUCCUCUGUAUAGAAGGUUCUGCCAAGCUACAGGCUAUGGGGGUACAGUUACACGCAAGGAGAGCGUUGAAGAAAAGAUUGCUCGGCAUGCCAAGGAUGGAACUGUCAGCACCAGGGAGGUGGUUGUACAAUUUAAUGCUGACGUUGCUGAUGGAAUGCCUUGGAAGUUUAUUCCUACACAACGAGAGGUAAGAGUAAAGCCAGGAGAGAGUGCCCUUGCCUUUUACACUGCUGAAAAUCGGAGCUCUACUCCAAUAACGGGUGUAUCUACAUAUAAUGUCACUCCUAUGAAGGCCGCAGUGUAUUUCAAUAAAGUGCAGUGCUUUUGCUUUGAGGAACAGCGACUUCUUCCUGGGGAACAAAUUGACAUGCCUGUAUUUUUUUACAUUGAUCCGGAGUUUGAAACAGAUCCCAAGAUGGAUGGUAUCAACAACUUGAUUCUCUCGUAUACAUUCUUCAAAGUGUCCGAUGAAUAGCAGCUGGUUCCUAUUGCGUGAUUAACCUUCUGUGUCAUAGGUACUUUCAUGACAUGUUUUAAUAAGUAUACCCCCCUCUUUAAAUUUAUACAUGGGAAAUGUGUGGGCCAUACUCUGUUUAUUCUACAUCAAUCUUGUGCUCAUGAUGGGUUGUCAUAGCUAGGGUGGGCCAAGCCAGCCAUGUUGCCACUGGUUCACCCAAGUUUGGUAAAAAGCUCUUCUAAGUGUAAAUUUUUUUAAUAUAAAUUUUAUAUGGAUAAUUUUUUUUGGGCCACCUGUAUUAAUCUUUUAAGAGUUCUUGCGACAUUGCCAGCCAUUAGAAUUGGGAUGCCUUGUGCGGCUGCACCAUCUUUAGACAUUAUUUAUUUGUGUAUGUAUUUUUUGUUCUGAAUUCUACAUGUGUUGUAUUGAUUCUUUUUUCUAAGCGGCAAUAUAUAUAAUACUAGGGUAGC